Molecule: messenger RNA, 1496 nt
Organism: Nicotiana tabacum (common tobacco)
Lineage: Eukaryota; Viridiplantae; Streptophyta; Magnoliopsida; Solanales; Solanaceae
Product: subtilisin-like protease SBT3
Biological process (GO): proteolysis
Molecular function (GO): serine-type endopeptidase activity
Source: RefSeq, a predicted model, not a curated record
AUGUCACCUACAACCGUUCAUUGUGCUUCCCGAAGUCUCAGAACUCGUCCCGAGUCCGGGGUGCAUCGUUUUAUCAAGUCUGAUGGGCCUGAGUUCUGGUGCAAUCGCACCUACGAAAAAUGGGCUGUAGGUACAACGCCGCAAAAACGGCCAGGCAAGUGCAGGAGCAGACCUUGGCUAGGCAGUGCUGGGACCGUAGAUGCGGUCGUUUUGUCGCAGAAGCGGGAUCGCACUUACGGAAUGGGGCAGCGCAGAAGCGGAGGUUGGUCAAAAGGCUUGGGCCUUAGAAGCGGGCAUAAACGCGCAGGUGCGCGAGCGCAGAAGCGCUUGAGGGCCGCAGAAGCGGAAGUGCAGAUGCGCUACAUGGGGCGCAGAUACAAGGACUGUUGGGUUGAGCUGGAGCCGCACCUUGGCAGUGUUUCUCCCACGGCCACCAUCACGUUCCAAGAAACAUAUGUGGAUGUAGAAAGGCCAGCCCCAGUUCUUGCUGGAAGCUCAGCACGAGGGCCCUCNUAUGUGGAUGGAGAAAGACCAGCCCCAGUUCUUGCUGGAAGCUCAGCACGAGGGCCCUCCAGAAGCUACUUGGGAAUCGCAAAGCCAGACAUUAUGGCACCAGGGGUACUGAUUCUUGCAGCUGUCCCUCCUAAUCUCUUUUCAGAAAGCAUUGGGACAAAUAUAGGAUUAUCUACUGAUUACGAGCUUAAAUCAGGCACAUCCAUGGCUGCACCACAUGCUGCUGGAAUUGCAGCAAUGCUAAAAGGGGCACAUCCUGAAUGGAGUCCUUCAGCUAUUCGCUCCGCCAUGAUGACCACAGCAAACCAUUUGGAUAAUACCCAAAAACCUAUUAGAGAGGACGAUGGCAUGGUAGCCACGCCCCUAGACAUGGGUGCAGGGCAAGUUGAUCCGAACAAAGCUCUUGAUCCCGGCCUAGUAUAUGAUGCUACUCCACAAGAUUACAUAAAUCUUAUAUGCUCAAUGAAUUUCACAGAAGAGCAAUUUAAAACUUUUGCAAGAUCGUCAGCCAAUUACAACAACUGCUCAAGUCCAUCUGCUGAUCUCAAUUAUCCAUCAUUCAUUGCCUUGUAUCCGUUCAGUCUCGAGGGAAACUUCACCUGGUUGAAGCAGAAAUUCAGGAGGACCCUUACAAAUGUUGGUAAAGGUGGAGCAACUUAUAAAGUAAAGAUAGAAACUCCAAAGAAUUCCACAGUUUCAGUGUCUCCAAAAACAUUGGUGUUCAAGAAGAAAAAUGAGAAGAAAAGCUAUACUUUGACAAUUCGGUAUAUAGGUGACGAGAAUCAGAGUCAUCAUGUUGGGUCUAUCACUUGGGUUGAAGAGAAUGGUAACCACUCUGUUAGGAGUCCUAUAGUCACAUCUCCCAUUAUUGAGGUCUGGGGUAUUGAUGAUUAGGACGGUAGAUCUAGGAUUUAAGCUCUAUGGAUUCAAUCUUUAAGGGUUUUUUUUUUUUUUUUUUCAUUCAACCCAUUCUAUUUCUAAAA